GGUCACCGGACCGGACAGACAAGUCAUCACUCAGACGGGAGGCGACGAGGUGACAACAAGGCUUCAUACCUGUUCGACGGUCGCCUCCCUCACGCGUAUAGUCUGAAGGAUGGCUCUGGACAGCAGACGGAAGGAGCUGCUGUGGAACACGCUGAUGGAGCUGGGGGAGGACGACUUUGAGUCCUUCAGGUUCCACACGGCCCUGCCUAGAAGGAUGCGUGAAAACAACCGCCUUGAGUAUAUUGCUGACAAGCUCUUGAUUAAGCAUGGCGAGAACACUCUGGACGAGACCGUCAAGAUUCUGGAGAAGAUCGGGAACAACGAAUUGGCCGAGAAGCUGCGCAGCGACAUGCUGAACAUAAAAGGCGCCGACUUAUCCGUCCACGAUGACGAUCAGAUUGCCAGAUAUAAGAGGGAGCUCCAAGACAACCUGCGGCGUUUAUACAGCUUUGCUUCCGAGGGCAACACCGAGCGCUGGCAGCAGCAGCCCUUGGAGGACGUCUACACGCAGCUAGACGUCACCUACGGAGCAGACGUCAGCCCAGACGGGCGGCAUGAGGUCCUCCAGAUGGAGACGUGUGACGCCGCGGCCAAGCAGUCUAUCCUGCCGUGCGACAUCUUCAAAAGCCCUGACGGGAACCGGCGACCGAUGCGCACGAUGCUCACCGUCGGCUUUGCGGGAAUAGGAAAAACCUUCCUGAUUCAAAAGUUUGUGUCAGACUGGGCUAGCGGUAGUACUAACCAGGACGUGGACUUCAUAUUUCCUUUCACCUUCCGCGAGUUAAACAUGGAGAAAGGUGAGAGCUUUACAUUGGCCGAGCUGAUCCAAACUUUUGUCUGCGGAGACAGGCACAUGAACGAGCGACUGAACAAUAUAUUUGUCGGCCUGCAAACUUCUGGGAAGCGGGACUUUGAAAGCAGCGGGAUCAAGAUCUUGUUUAUCCUCGACGGACUGGACGAGUGCAACUUCAAAAUCGACUUGAAGAAAGUGAGGAAAGUGGACAUGGACGUGAGGGAAAGCUACCCGCUGGAGGUACUUCUGGCGUAUCUCAUCAAAGGGAACCUGCUUCCGUGCGCCAGGGUUUGGAUCACCACGCGGCCCGCGGCAGCCCGCGAUAUACCCUCCGACCUCAUAGACAGCCGAACAGAGGUGGGAGGAUUCAGCGAUUCCCGGAAAAUGGAGUACUUCAGGAAAAGGUUCCCAAAUGAGGAGCGCGUCACUGAGCACAUUCGGAAAUCUCGCACCAUCUUCAUCAUGUGCCAUAUUCCCAUCUUCUGCUGGCUCACCGCCAGAGUUCUUCAGGUUCAUUUGGACAAAGGUAAGGAGGUAGAGCUUCCCACAACGCUGACUGACAUGUACUCAGCGUUUAUUGGUCACCACCUGGAAAACUCCAUGGAGAGAAAUACAGCGGAGUACAUCCCUGACGUGAAAGCGCUCGCCAAGCUGGCCUUUGACCACACCAUGAAUCAGCGUCAGAUCUUCUACGAGAAAGACCUGGAGGACAGCUGCUUUGAUUACAGCCAAGCAGCAAAACACUGCGGUUUAUUCACAGAGGUCUUUAAGGAGGUCCAUCCGCUUAAAAGCAAGAAACAAAAGAUGUUUCAGUUUAUCCACCUGACCAUCCAGGAGUAUCUGGCCGCACUGUACGCAAAGAUGUGUUUCUUCCACGACAACAAGAACGUACUGGAUACAUCAAGAUGGAAAAAAUUGUUCAUGCCUGUUAAGCGGAAGACAAUCACUGAGGUCCACAAGUCAGCUCUCCAGAAAGCCUCGGAAAGUGAAGGAAACCUGGAUAUGUUCCUCCGCUUCCUCGUUGGCCUUUCAUUGCAGUGCAACCAGGAAAUAGUGGGGGCACUGCUGAAGGUUCCUCAUGACUGGGAGCAAAGCAAGUCAAAGACAGUCAAGUUGAUACAGAAAAGGAUCAAACAAAACACUCCAGAAAAGAACGUCAACUUGUUCUACUGCCUAAACGAGCUGAAAGACAACUCCUUGCUGAAGCAGAUCCAGCAGAAACUAAGUUCUGGAGUGUACUGGCCUAAAAUGUCGAAUGACAUGUGGUCGGCCCUGGCCUUCUUCUUACUUACAGACGACAGAACCAUGAAGUUCUUUGAACUUGACAAGUACUCCAAAUCGCCUUUGGGACUCAAGAAGCUUCUGGUGGUGGUCAAGGCUUCUCAAAAUUCAUAUCUAGGGGAUUGUAACCUGGACAAAGGCAGCUGUCACCUGCUGGCUUCCGUUCUCAGUUCUCCAUCCAACCUGAGGCAUCUGGACCUGAGCAACAAUUACGGGCUCAUGGACGAGGGAGUCGAGAUCCUCUCAAAAGGACUGGCCAGCCCACACUGCAACUUAGAAGUCCUCAAUCUUUCCAAGUGCGGGAUCACCAGUGAAGGAUGUGUUUCAUUGGCUGAGGCACUGAAGGUAACCCCCUCCCAUCUUCAAGAGCUUGACCUGAGCUGGAACACUCUGUCGGAUGAAGGGGUUGAGAUCCUCUCGAAAGGACUGGCAUCUCCAAACUGCAUCUUAAAAGUCCUCAACCUGACAAAGUGCAGCAUCACUCAGCGAGGUUGCAUUUCGUUGGCUGAGGCACUGAAGGUAACCUCCUCCCAUCUUCAAGAGCUGGACCUGAGCUGGAACAAUCCGUCAGACGAGGGGAUUGAGAUCCUCUCGAAAGGACUGGCCAGCCCACACUGCAUCUUAAAAAUCCUUAACCUGUCACUGUGCGAGAUCGCAGAUAAAGGAGGCAUUUCAUUGGCCAAGGCUCUCAAGUUAAACCCCUCCCAUCUUCAAGAGUUGAAUCUCGGGGCAAAUCGAAUGGAGAAAGAAGGAAAGAGGGUCUUAUUGGAGAUCAAGGAGGAUCCCAGCUAUAGCCUGAAGACUGUCUGGUUUAAAUGAGAUUAAGAACGUUUGGUCCUUGGCGUCAAGAAGGGCGAGUCAUUCCAAAUGUUCAUUUUUAGAAGACGUCGAGUCCAUUAGGUCUCCUUCAGAUUUAGUUCGGUCUCAUGUACUCUCCGACGAUCGCAAGAGGACCGGGUGUCGGCGCUACGGGCAAAGCGGCCUCGCUCACAGAAUUCGGGGAGGUCGUCGUCGGGUUCUUUGCAGCCACAUGGAGGUGGAGUUCAAGGGGAAGGUCUACGACGUUCCCACCAAACUGCUGGCAGUUGUAUUCAUCCAUUUAUUUGUACUGGAAGAAAUGAUAAGCAGUAUAUGAGUUCUUUUAACCAAAUAUGUUUUACUUGAGUGCAUUUAAUGGAUGACCCCUUUUUCUUUAACUUGAGUCAUAUUAUUUGGAAGUAAUGCUCAUUCUUGGGUACAAUUUUCGGCUUCCCUACCCAACUUUGGAAAAGUAACAAACGACUGGUGUAUGCCAAAGUAGCAAGAGUAGCAUAUUUUCUUCACACAUCUAUUCAAGUGAAAUGUUUGGUGUGGUGAAACUACUGUUAAAAGUACUUUUUUUUCCUCUCCAAAUUUCAAUGUCCCGGAAAAAAAAAAUAUGCAUCACUACCCGCCUCAUUGACGUCGCCAGAUGAGCCCUUUCAGUGCAAAGGGUUGGGUCUCCUCUAAUGUCCCAACAGGAUGGAUAGGAAAAGAAAACAUAAUUUUUCAAAAUAUUUGUUCGUCAAUGGCAGCAAAUGCGAUCACAGAGACAUUAUUGGAGUGGAAAAAAUUGGUAGCAACCUGUUGGUUUCUUUUUUAUUGUUAUUAAUUAAUUAAAACAUAUAUGCAAAUAACAAAAAAAAAAACGAGAAAAAAAAAGAAGAAAAUGCAACAACAGAUCUCAAAAAUAAUAAAUUCAUUCACUCCCAAAGAUGUUUUAUAGAACACUUAGGUUCGCGUUCAAAAGUGUAUCAAAAAAAUACUUGCUGUUUUUCAACUGCUCAUAACUAAAGAAUGGUAAAGAGUAGGAAAAAUGAUUUUCAUGAUUCAAGAUUGCAAUCCAAUUGUUCUUUUUUGGGGUUUGUGUAGCCAUCAAACACAAUAUUCUGUGGUGCUUGACAGAUCAGUUAAAAUCAAUGUAAACUAGAAACUGCAAUUUCGGGAGAAAUUACACCUGGGUCUUUCCUCAGUGGAGAUACAGAUCUUCGCCCCACUCAGGUGUAGCAAUAGAAUGGACAAUAAAGCCAGUCAUUGGCAUUAAACAAAGUAAACGCCAUUAGAGAUGAUUGGGAGAAUUGGACGUCCAUGGCCGUCAAUGGCGGCACCCUUCAUAAGCGUCAAUGGAAUUGGGGAAGUUUGGGGGACACCUCCUAUUGAUAUCUGGUCAUUUUUUGUUGAUUUGGGAAAAAAAAAAAAUUCCCAUUGAAAAUGAAUGGGAAAAAUUUUGGACGUCCAUGGAAGUCAAUGGUAUCAACUUACAUAGGCGUCAAGGGAAUCCAAGUAAAUUGGCAUCAAUAGAAUGAAAAAACAUAAUUAAAUGCCAUUAGAAAUGAAUGGGAAAUUUGGACGUCCAUGGCCGUCAAUGGCGGCGCCCUUAAUAAGCGUCAAUGGAAUUGGGGAAGUUUGGGGGACACGUCCUAUUGAGAUGUGGUCGUUUUUUGUUGAUUUGGGGAAAAAAAAAAAAAUUCCCAUUGAAAAUGAAUGGGAAAAAAUCUGGACGUCCAUUGACGUCAAUGGUAUCAACUUACAUAGGCGUCAAUGGAAUUCAAGUACAUUGGCAUCAAUAGAAUGAAAAAACAUGAUAAAAUGCCAUUAGAAAUGAAUGGGAAAUUUGGACGUCCAUGGCCGUCAAUGGCGGCGCCCUUCAUAAGCGUCAAUGGAAUUGGGGAUGUUUGGGGGACACGUCCUAUUGAUAUCUGGUCAUAUUUUGUUGAUUUGAAAAUUUAAAAAAAAUUCCCUUUGAAAAUGAAUGGGAAAAAUUUUGGACGUCCAUGGACGUCAAUGGUAUCAACUUACAUAGGCGUCAAUGGAAUCCAAGUACAUUGGCAUCAAUAGAAUUAAAAAACAUGGUUAAAUGCCAUUAGAAAUGAAUGGGAAAUUUGGACGUCCAUGGCCGUCAAUGGCGGCGCCCUCCAUAAGCUUCAAUGGAAUUGGGGAAGUUUGGGGGACACGUCCUAUUGAUAUCUGGUCACAUUUUGUUGAUUUGGGGAAGAAAAAAAAAAUUCCCAUUGAAAAUGAAUGGGAAAAAUUUUGGACGUCCAUGGACGUCAAUGGCAUCACCCUCCAUAAGCGUCAAUGCUAUCGGCGACGUUUGGGGUAUAGGUCCUAUUGAUAUCUGGUGAUUUCCUACUGAUUUGGGGACAUUUUUUGUUUUGCCAUUGAAAAUGAAUGGGAAAAAAGUUGGACGUCCAUGGACGUCAAUGGAAGCACCCCCUAUAAGCGUCAAUGGAGUUGCGGACGUUUGGGAGACAUGUCCUAUUGAUAUGUGGUCAUUUUCUGGUCAUUUUCUGUUGAUUUGGGGAAAUUUUGUUUUUUCCCCAUUGAAAAUGAAUGGGAAUCAUUUUGGACGUCCAUGGCCGUCAAUGGCAUCGACAUCCAUAUAGUCAUUUGAAUCCAAGUACAUUGGCAUCAAUAGAUUCGACAUGCGUGUCCGUCAAUGGCAUCAAUGAUGUAAAUUCCAAUGGAAAUCCCAUUGAAAGUGAAUGGGAAAUUUUCCCAUUAGAAAUGAAUGGGAUAGUUUUUAGCAAAUUUCCGGGCAACCGUAAAUGUUUGCCAAAUUCUGUAUACAACUUUUAUGCCCCUCACCGUCCCGGAAUUUUUGAUACCCAAAUUAUGUGAUUUGGUCAAAAAUUGUAACACUAGAUACAUUUUGAAACUUUUUUUUUUCUCCGGAAAAUUGCCGUUUACGGGCAAAUGGAAAAUUUUUCGGGACUGUUUGAAAAACUUCCCUGCGUCCCGCGAAAAUUCCGGUCCUGCCGAUACUUGAAUGGUGCCGAUCGGUCAAACGGUUCGGGCUGUGCAGCGCGCCGUAUUUUUCAUUAACAAUGAAUAGGAAUAUUUUUUGCAAAUUUCCAGGGAACCGUAAAUUUUUUCCAAAUUCUGUAUACAACUUUUAUGCCCCUCAACGUCCCGGAAUUUUUGAUGCCCAAAUUUUGUGAUUUGGUCAAAAAUUGUCGGACUAGAUACAUUUUGAAACUUUUUUUUUUUCCGGAAAAUUGCCAUUUACGGGCGAACGGAAAAUUUUUCGGGGCCGUUUGAAAAAUUCCCAUCGUCGCGCCAAAAUUCCGGUCGUGCCGAUACUUGAACGGUGCUGAUCGGUGGUAUGGUUCGGGCUGCGCGGCGCGCCGAAAAAAACGUCAACAAUUAUUGAAUAAUAAUAAAGAAAGAAACAAGGCUAUCACUAGAAUGGACAAACAUGCCAAUCAAUGGCAUUAAACAAAUUAAAUGCCAUUAGAAAUGAAUGGGAAAUUUGGACGUCCAUGGCCGUCAAUGGCAGCACCCUUCAUAGGCGUCAAUGCAAUCGGGGACAUUUGGGGUACACGUCCUAUUGAUAUCUGGUCAUUUCCUGUUGAUUUAGGGAAAAAAAAAAUUUCCCAUUGAAAAUGAAUUGGAAAAAUUUUGGACGUCCAUGGACGUCAAUUGUAUCAACUUACUUAAGCGUCAAUGGAAUACAAGUACAUUGGCAUCAAUAGAAUGAACAAUCAUGAAGAAAUGCCAUUGGAAAUGAAUGGGAAGUUUGGACGUCCAUGGACGUCAAUGGCAGCACCCUUCAUAGGCGUCAAUGCAAUCGGGGACAUUUGGGGUACACGUCCUAUUGAUAUCUGGUCAUUUCCUGUUGAUUUAGGGAAAAAAAAAAAUUCCCAUUGAAAAUGAAUGGGAAAAAUUUUGGACGUCCAUGGACGUCAAUUGUAUCAACUUACUUAAGCGUCAAUGGAAUACAAGUACAUUGGCAUCAAUAGAAUGAACAAUCAUGAAGAAAUGCCAUUGGAAAUGAAUGGGAAGUUUGGACGUCCAUGGACGUCAAUCGCAUCACCCUCCAUAAGCGGCAAUGCAAUCGGGGACAUUUGGGAGACACGUCCUAUUGAUAUUUAGUCAUUUUCUGUUGAUUUGGGGGGAAAAAAAAUUCCCAUUGAAAAUGAACGGGAAAAAUUUUGGACGUCCAUGGACGUCAAUGGUAUCAACUUACAUAAGCGUUAAUGGAAUCCAAGUACAUUGACAUCAAUAGAAUGAACAAACAUGAAGAAAUGCCAUUGGAAAUGAAUGGGAAGUUUGGACGUCCAUUGACGUCAAUGGCAUCACCCUCCAUAAGCGGCAAUGCAAUCGGGAA
Corythoichthys intestinalis (scribbled pipefish) is the source of this 7202-nucleotide messenger RNA. Its product is annotated as NACHT, LRR and PYD domains-containing protein 12-like. The record is from RefSeq and is a predicted model, not a curated record. The transcript has 8 exons. Gene Ontology annotation, biological process: intracellular signal transduction. Bases 110 to 2893 code for a protein of 927 amino acids. Gene Ontology annotation, molecular function: protein binding. NCBI's taxonomy places the organism in Eukaryota, Metazoa, Chordata, Actinopteri, Syngnathiformes, Syngnathidae.